AUGAAAUUUUUGGAGACAGAGGAUGAUGUUCUUCGAGCAAUUGCUUAUCCAGAAAAACCAGUACUCAUAUUGUAUUAUUCUCUUGACUACGAGAACAAGGUUUUUAAACCAUGGGAUUAUGAUAAUGGUGGACUUUUCGAUAUUUUUGAGUUUUUGAAAAAAUACGAAACGGAGUUCGAUAUUUAUUUCCGAAAGCGAAAAAAUGAUGACGCAGACUGGAUGUUCUGUAUUUACUACAAAAAUCAAUCUAUAGCUAAAGAACAUUUUCACGAAUACUAUUCCAGAGAUGUUGAUAAUAAAAUUCAAAAAUAUAUCAAAGAUAUUGAAUGUUUCAAGCGCUCUGAUAAUCAAUGA
Messenger RNA from Caenorhabditis remanei, 354 nucleotides. RefSeq lists its product as uncharacterized. The record is from RefSeq and is a predicted model, not a curated record. Lineage: Eukaryota; Metazoa; Nematoda; Chromadorea; Rhabditida; Rhabditidae. The transcript has 3 exons. The coding region runs from base 1 to 354 and encodes 117 amino acids.